AUGUCUUUCCUCACCACCACCACCACCCGCGCCACUCUUGGCUCCCGUCUGGUCGCCCUCCGACCAGCUUACGCCGCUGCAUCGCCUUUCCACAGCUCCGCCGCCCGAUCAGCCCUGAAAGAGAGUGACCAGAACCGCGAUGAACUGGACAAGGAAUACGAGGCCCAGAAGCAGGAGCAGCUAAGAAGCACCAAGGAGGGCAAGGCCAAGUGGAAGCAGGAACUUGCAAGCAACUCUGAGGCUUCGGUCAAGGCCGACCGCGGUGAAAUCGACUCGAAUCAGGAAACCAUCGACAAGUUGCAGGAGGGCACGAAGAAUCUACCUAACCGAGAAGGACCCGUCAACAAGGCGCAUUGA
Messenger RNA from Paecilomyces variotii, 357 nucleotides. RefSeq lists its product as hypothetical. NCBI's taxonomy places the organism in Eukaryota, Fungi, Ascomycota, Eurotiomycetes, Eurotiales, Thermoascaceae. The transcript is spliced from 3 exons. Bases 1 to 357 code for a protein of 118 amino acids. The record is from RefSeq and is a predicted model, not a curated record.